CGCAGGUGCAGUAGCAACAACGCCGAGCGUGCGGUGUCAAUGCGCAUGCUCCACAGGAGUCCUUCCGCGCAGGACGAUGAUCAGUUGUACUCAGCGAUUUAUAAAGCGAGCAUUUUUGGUGGGUCUAGCAACGUGCAAGGAGAAGGCAAGGACAAGAGCAAUGAGUGCGCAACCAGAAGACUGGAGUAAGGCCACAUCUGUUUAUCAGUUUACAAUCACGGACAUAGAUGGCAAAGAGGUGAAUCUGGAAGAAUACAAGGGACUUGUCUGCAUUUUUGUAAAUGUGGCCUCCAAAUGAGGAAAGACUUCCGUAAACUACACUCAGCUUGUUGAACUGGAUAGUAAAUAUGCUGAGAAAGGUUUACGGAUUUUGGCUUUCCCCUGCAAUCAGUUUGGUAAGCAGGAACCUGGGGAUGAGAAACAAAUAAAAGCAUUUGCAAAUACAUACAAUGUAAAGUUUGACAUGUCCAGCAAAAUUGAUGUCAAUGGGGAUAACGCCCACCCUUUGUGGAAAUGGAUGAAGGAGCAGCCAAAAGGGAAAGGACUCCUUGGAAAUGCCAUUAAGUGGAACUUCACAAAGUUUUUGAUUGACCGUGAAGGUCAAGUUGUCAAGAGAUAUUCUCCCAUGGAUGACCCUGUGGUGAUUGAAAAGGAUCUCCUGAAGUACCUAUAAUUGACCAAUACAAGCAGCUCAUGGAAAUAUAACUCAAUCUACUGAAUUUAUAUCAGCCUUUCGGUCCAGCUAAUGAUGGUCUGCUCUUAAACCACCUGAUGUGGAAAAGUGGAUCUGAUAAAUGUGACUCGCAUACCUGGUGGAAAUUCUGAUGUAUAUAUCAAAAUUGAGUUUCUUGGCAAUAAUGUAUUUCAAUAACUUGUCUGUAAUAAUUAAUACUAAAUAGUAACUUUAGACUGUUUUGUUGACUUUCUUGUUUUAUGGCAAUUAAAAAAAUUAUCACA
Messenger RNA from Chiloscyllium plagiosum (whitespotted bambooshark), 957 nucleotides. Lineage: Eukaryota; Metazoa; Chordata; Chondrichthyes; Orectolobiformes; Hemiscylliidae. The record is from RefSeq and is a predicted model, not a curated record.